AUGGAAAGGUCUCAGCCGCUUCCCUCAUCCUCUACCUCCUCCUCUUCCCCAAUCCCUUCGUCUCUCCCGCCGCCACCGCCGCCGCCUCCGCCGCGCCAUCCGUCGCGGAGUCGCGGAGUCGGUGGCGCCACAGAGCUCCGCCAUGUCGUCUUCGGCAUUGCCUCCUCUUCUUUAAGCUUCAUCGCGCGGAAAGAGUACAUUCGGCUUUGGUGGCGGCCGGGGUGCUUCGUCUUUCUCGAGAAGAGCUUGAAUUCUUCAGGCGGUGAUGAGAAUCUUCCGACUGUUGUUGUUUCUGAUGCUUCGUCUCGGUUUCCGUUUACUUUCAAGUAUGGAUUGAGAUCGGCGGUUCGAGUGGCUCGGAUUGUGAAGGAAGUCGUCGAAACCCUAGGUCGAGGUAAAGGCUUGCGCCAUGGUGAUGUCAAGUGGAUUGUGUUGUGUGAUGAUGACACACUGUUCUUUACAGAGAAUCUCAUCAAAACCUUAGGAAAGUAUGAUUGGGAGCAGUGGUAUUACAUUGGAGGGUUAUCAGAGAGUGUGGAACAGAAUUCUAAGAACUCAUUUGGGAUGGCCUUUGGAGGUGCGGGGUUUGCUAUCAGUUACCCAUUGGCUAGAGUUUUGUCCAAGGUUCUGGAUUCAUGCCUCAUGAGGUAUGGUCAUUUGUAUGGAAGUGAUGCUAGGGUCUUCGCAUGCUUGGCAGAGCUAGGCGUUGGGUUGACUCAUGAGCCAGGGUUCCAUCAGGUUGACCUUCGCGGGGAUCUGUUUGGAAUGUUAAAUGCACAUCCAUUAGCACCUCCAGUUUCACUUCAUCAUUUAGAUACCGUGGAUCCAUUAUACCCUGGAAAGAACCGCUUGGAAGGUUUAAAGCAUCUAUUUGAAGCUAUAGAUGCAGAUCCAGGAAGGGUUUUUCAACAAAUUAUUUGUUAUGAUAACUCAAACUUGCUUACAGUUUCAGUUUCCUGGGGAUAUGCGGUUCAGGUAUAUGAAGGCAAUUUACUUCUUCCGGACCUCUUGUCUUUGCAAAGGACAUUCACCCCAUGGAGGAGAAGACAUUAUUCUACUUCUGAUAUAUUAUAUAUGUUUAAUACAAGGGAAUUUCCCCGGGAUCCAUGUAAAAGACCGGCUGUUUUCUUUCUUGAUAAGGUGCUUUGUUCCAAUGAUAGGGUUGAGAGUAGUUAUAAGAGAAAUAUCUCUGGAAAUUGUCAGCAAACUGAGGGUCCAUCAAAGUAUUUACAGAAGAUUAGUGUCUCCUCAGAAAAACUUGAUGUUCAGAUUAGACAGUUGCUGGCUCCUAGACGGCAUUGCUGCGAUGUUUUAGCUUCUUCAGAAAAGAUGAUGGAGAUAAAUAUUCGACAAUGUAAAGAUGAUGAGUUGAUUGCUAUGAAGCCAUAGUAAUUGCUAGGUGAAUUUGGUCCCAGAUAGAGCUGAGAUUACCAUCUGCCCAAAGGUAAUCCUACUGCUUGCAUGCUUGUAUUUACAUUUCAAGCUAAAAAUACUAAAAGGGUUGCAUUUUAUCUAAAGAUGUUGUGGCCUUAACAGAAGGUAACACCAUGAUGACAUAGCAUUGGCAUCUGCAAUGUAAGCAGAUCUAAAGAACUUACAGAGAUCUAAAGAGGCUGACGGUUUCAUAUACUAUGUAAAGGAAGGUAACCAUGCAAGUUCAGACUUGUUGGUAAAAUAUGAUGUGUGUGACUACUGCAUGCCUAUGGUCAAUGUGACUUGCUGGUGUCUUCACAAUUUUUAUUUUUAUUUUUUUGGUUUCUUUAAUGAAAAUUUUGCACUGUAGAGUAGACAAAUCUGCCUCCUAUUUUAUCACCUAGGAAAGGCAUGUAUGACGAUGGUUUUUCUCUAAUCUAAUAAUUGGUUCUAUGCUUGCUUA
Messenger RNA from Asparagus officinalis (garden asparagus), 1876 nucleotides. RefSeq lists its product as uncharacterized. Lineage: Eukaryota; Viridiplantae; Streptophyta; Magnoliopsida; Asparagales; Asparagaceae. Gene Ontology annotation, molecular function: acetylglucosaminyltransferase activity. The record is from RefSeq and is a predicted model, not a curated record.